Messenger RNA from Cotesia congregata, 486 nucleotides. The record is from the annotation of a GenBank genome assembly. NCBI's taxonomy places the organism in Eukaryota, Metazoa, Arthropoda, Insecta, Hymenoptera, Braconidae.
ACGUUAAUUGUUGUGGAAGAGGUCGACGUGGCGGAAGACACAGAUCUAGUAGUGGAUCUUGGAGUUUAUUCGGUCGUUCACCAUCUUCUUCAGCCAUCUCAUAUCUUUCCCAUCUACAAUUCACACUAUCACCAUUGGAAUCAUAACAGACCAUCUUACGGCUCAAGUGGUGCUGGUCAAUCAGUGUCAUCGACUACUCCAACAUCUACAUCAACUAAUAGUCCAGUAAACUUGCCAGUAUCGUCACAAAAUGCCUACCAACAACGUAUGAACCAAAUCUUCAGUAUGAAUGAAUUUAAUAAUCCCAAAAAAUCUGAAUCAAAUACUACCCCAAAAACAGUGAUGUCAACAAAAUCAAGCUUUCGUGAUUCGACAAUUGAAAAUUAUCUAUUCCGUAUGAAAAAUAUUCUAAGAAUAAUUAAUCGCGGGAAAGAUGAAGAUCUGGAAAAAUUCCUUGAUUCAAAAAUUAAUGAGUUAUUUAAGUAA